Molecule: messenger RNA, 234 nt
Organism: Frankliniella occidentalis (western flower thrips)
Lineage: Eukaryota; Metazoa; Arthropoda; Insecta; Thysanoptera; Thripidae
Product: lipase 1-like
Exons: 3
Source: RefSeq, a predicted model, not a curated record
CUAUAUGCCGAUGAUCGCAGCGUACCUGCCGUCCGGGACGACCAUACGUAUCAUGGAACAUUACUACGAGGUGGCAAGGACGGGUAAAUUUCGCCCCCUCGGCUACGGCACGGGCGACCCGAACCCCGGACCAGAAUACAACAUCAGCGCCAUCACGGCGCCGGUCGCACUGUACUACUCGGAAAAUGAUUACUUCGUCCACCCGCCGGAUGUGGACCGGCUGGCCGCCGAGCU